Cajanus cajan (pigeon pea) is the source of this 802-nucleotide messenger RNA. RefSeq lists its product as uncharacterized. NCBI's taxonomy places the organism in Eukaryota, Viridiplantae, Streptophyta, Magnoliopsida, Fabales, Fabaceae. The record is from RefSeq and is a predicted model, not a curated record.
AAAAAGAAGGCAAACGACAAUAUCUUUAUUAACCUUUUCAUCCUCGGCUCCUUCUUCUCUGUUCUUCUUCCUUUUGAUGUUUGCUGUGUCACAAAACCGAACCACUCAUCAUUCUCUAUCAGUCUAUCUUACACACAUAUGGAGGAGAUAGAAGAGGGGAAUGUGGGGAAGAUGGAAGGAGUAGCAUCAAUAGCAUUGUUGCCAUGUGGCUCUCUCUCAGGACACUUCAUCCAACUUCCUCAUUCUAUUUGCUAUGGCCUUUGUGGCACUGAAUUGGAAUGUGAAAGGGAAUGCAGUAGGGGUGAGGAUUAUCGCCUCAUCAAACUCUCGAUCACAGAUUUCAAUAUGAAGAAAGAACAAACCACUGUUGUGGAGUGCAAAGGGCAUGAUGCUGCUCGGUUCCACAGUAUUGAUCAUGCUCACGGUUGGGAUAAGGAUGUCACAGGUAUGAUUGAACAAAAGGAUGGGAAGAAAAGAAUCUCAGUGUCAUUUGAGUGUGAGACACUGAAAGCUGAUAAAGCAGCUGAAGACCACAUCAGGAAGUUCUUGCCAAAAUUAGCUGGUCUGGAUGCUGUUGUUAACAUAGGAAAGAUGAAGAUUUCUGGAUUGGAUUUUGGAGCAGAGGAAGAGGAUGAAGAGACUGAGUAGUAAUUUUGAUACAUUGUAACUAAUUAAUGUCCAUUAAGCUAUUGAAAGGAAGACUGAAAUGCAUGAUUUGAGCAAAUACUGCAGAAAUUUGUUUUGUAAAAGAAUCUGAUGUUUGCCCAAAAAUCAUCCUUAAUUAGAGACAACUCAGGCUCUA